UUUAAACCCGGAAGUGUGCAAGAUUAGCCCCAGGAAUAUAUUGACAUGGUUGUUUUCAUGCCAAUCUCGGAGGAAAAAAAAGUUACAUUGCUGCGAGCUCUUCCAAUCUAACGAGUUCGCCUUGAAACAUUUUAAAGACUUUUAAGAGCUUUAACACAACAUUUCAGGCGAGGGGAAACAAAGCCAAGGUCGAGGCAGCAGCAAUGGGGAGCCAACCAGGCCCAGUUCAGAUUGUGACGGUGUGCAAGGAGGAUCACUCCUUCACGCUGGACGAGGAAGCACUCGCACGUGUCCUCUUGGCCGCGGACGUGCGAGACAAGCACGUGGUGGUCCUGUCGGUGGCUGGCGCCUUCAGGAAGGGCAAGAGCUUUCUGCUGGACUUCAUGUUACGAUACAUGUACAGAAAAGGCGACGAAAAGUGGCUGGGUGACGAUGACGAGCCUCUGACGGGAUUCUCUUGGCGAGGCGGUUCAGAACCGGAGACGACCGGCAUCCAGAUCUGGAGCGAGGUCUUCCCCAUCCAGAAGAGUGACGGAACCGAGUUGGCAGUAGUGCUGAUGGACACUCAGGGAGCCUUCGAUAACCAGUCCACAGUGAAAGACUGUGCCACGAUUUUCGCCCUCAGCACCAUGACCAGCUCCGUUCAGAUCUACAAUCUUUCCCAGAACAUCCAAGAAGAUGACCUGCAACAGCUACAGCUUUUCACAGAGUACGGCCGCCUGGCCUUGGAUGAAAUCUUCCUGAAGCCCUUCCAGUCCUUGAUGUUCCUCAUCCGUGACUGGAGCUUCCCCUACGAGUACACAUACGGCUUUAAAGGAGGCAAUGAAUUCCUGGAUAAGCGCCUACAGGUCCAGGAGUCUCAGCACGAGGAGCUGCAAACGGUGAGGGAGCACAUCCACUCCUGCUUCACCAACAUUUCCUGCUUCCUGCUGCCACACCCUGGCUUGAAAGUUGCCACCAGCCCCACUUUUGAGGGGCAACUUAGUGCGGUGGCGCCAGAGUUCAAAGAGCAGCUGAAGAUGUUGAUCCCGAAUCUGCUGCAUCCUGAUAACCUGGCCGAGAAGGAGAUCAAUGGAAACAAAGUCACGUGCAGAGGCUUGCUCGAAUACUUCAAGGCUUACAUCAAGAUUUACCAGGGAGAGGACUUGCCCCAGCCUAAGAGCAUGCUCAUGGCGACAGCGGAGGCCAACAACCUGGCAGCCGUGGCAGCAAGCAAAGAUCAGUAUUACAGGAACAUGGAGAAGAUGUGUGGUGGGGACCUGCCCUACGUGUCUCCUGAGUCAUUGGAAGAGAAACACCAGUUCUACUUCAAGGAGGCUCUCUACUCCUUCUCCUCCACCAAGAAGAUGGGCGGCCAGGAGUUUUGCGACCGCUACCAAGAGCAACUGGAGAAGGAGCUGGAGGAGAUGUGGGAGUCGUUCAGCAAGCAUAAUGAGUCAAAGAAUCUGUUCAGCGCCUUCCGAACUCCGGCCGUGCUGUUCGUGCUGGUGUGCCUCCUGUACGUGCUCUCAGGCGUGCUGCUCUUCGUGGGCCUGUCCACCUUGGCCCUGGUGUGUGACUGCGUGCUGGGCCUGGUUAUGAUGUCCAUGGUGACGUGGGCCUUCAUCCGCUACUCGGGCCGCUACCGGGACGUGGGCGGAGCCAUCGACCAGGCGGCAGGCACUGUGCUGGAGCAGGCCACGGUGGUGCUGAACAAAUCGAGAGGGCAGAGCCUCCCUAACGUGAAGAAAUCCAGUUAGUGGACCUGCGAGGCUUUUGAUCAUCUCAACGGCACGCAAAGUUGCGCACAGCACAGACCCGCAUUCAGCACAAAAGCUUUAUCAUUGCAUCCACCCCCAGCCCCUUCAUCCCGACCAACCCUUUCUCUGGGAGAAACAUGCAACGAAGCACAAGAAAAGAAAUAUUCCCAAAAGCCAGCAUCUGUCUUAUCUGCAUUUGAACUUGUCAUGUUCAAAUCGGCAAUGACAAAAGCUGCCUGCUUUGAAAGCAUCUCACGUUCUGUUGAUCCUGCCGCGUUUACAAAAGGUUUAUUGGGACUUUUCAACCGUCACGGGAUUCUUUUUGCAAAAUUUAGUCAGCCACCUUAUUAAGAAGGCCGGCUUUUGGAGCUUUUACUGUAAAUGCACAUUUUAGCAGCUCACUUUUCUUUUUUACCCCCUUUUACCUUGUGCCUUGAAAGCAUUCCAGUCUCGUUGGAGAUAUAACAUUCCUGUUCAUGUUCAGUCAUCCACUUUCACUGAAGGAGGAAAUUGUUACAGUAUGCACUUUGUCAUGCUAAGCAGCACCAAAUGAGGCAACAGUACACGGCGAACACCUGCUAUUCGCCAAAAUAGGACAGUAAUUGAGCCUCCCCUUCCCCACACCUAUACACAAAAAACAAAACAAAAAAUGUUUAGAAUUGCCUAUAGAUGCCACAGAUUGCAGUAAAACACUACUUUUGUCUAAAAAGACCUCAACUCACUUCCUUGGCAUCAGGAUUGUGGCAAACAACUAUUUUUGUCUGAAUUAAGAUCCUCAAUUCACUUCAACAUAGUCCCGUGACAGGGAGAUGGCUAAACACAAUUGAGUUCAGUUACAUAGUUCUAUGGCCCCAAGAUGGUGGCAAAGCACUACAUUGGUCCAAGUGAAGCUGAGCAUCAACUCCUUUCAACAUAGUUCUUGAUAACAAGAGGCAAAUUAAUAUUUAAUUAGCAAAUUGGUGUAUUUUGAAAUGCCAAACCAUAAACAUACAAAAGUAUUUCAACCGUCUUAAAAAAAUCAUACAUUCCAAAUUCUCUGAUGACCAUUCGCUCCAUGUUACGCAAAAUAUUUUGAUACAGAAAACAUUUUUAGAUGCUUUUUUUUAUAAUAGGAAGCGCUUUCUGCGAUGUUUGCAACUCAAACUGUUCUAUUGAUUGACGAACAUCGACUAAUUUAAAGAUAUAGUGACUAGAUAGCCAAAGACUUAGCUUCGCUUUUGCAGCCUCUUUGAAUUAGCCCCUUUGUUGCUAUAAGGAAUAUACUGUAUGUAAAAGACUGUUUUGUUCACAAGAUUUUUUCUUGCAGCAUAUUCAAAAUUAUUAGUGUUUAAGUGAUGGAGGAUGAUGACAGAAAUGUGAUUGUGCUGCAGAUGGACGUAAUGGAGAUUUUCACUUUGGUGACAAAGCAAAUAAACAAUUGGAUCAUUCAACAUUUGAUUUUGUUGUUCAAAGCAAAUAAACAAUUGGAUCAUUCAA
Messenger RNA from Hippocampus zosterae (dwarf seahorse), 3215 nucleotides. It is a transcript of the gene atl3, whose product is annotated as atlastin 3. The transcript is spliced from 14 exons. The record is from RefSeq and is a predicted model, not a curated record. The coding region runs from base 204 to 1739 and encodes 511 amino acids. NCBI's taxonomy places the organism in Eukaryota, Metazoa, Chordata, Actinopteri, Syngnathiformes, Syngnathidae. Gene Ontology annotation, biological process: endoplasmic reticulum organization; protein homooligomerization. Gene Ontology annotation, molecular function: GTP binding; GTPase activity.